AUGACAAUGCACGCCCACUACAUGGGCCUCGGCGGCCCAGCGCUGCGCGUCGCCAUCGGCCUAACCGCCGGCCUGUGCUUCCUUUCCUUCGGAUACGGCCAGGGCGACAUUGGCGGCUUGAUUGUGCUGAGAGACUUCCGCACCAGGUUCCUCGGGUGGGGCAACGAACAGAUUGUCAUGGACCACCGCAUUGGAGUCUUGGACGGCAGCACCAUUGCCAGCUGGAAUUUGGGCUGUUUGGCUGGAGCCGUGUUCACCAUUUUCCUUGGCGACCGAUUGGGUCGUAGGGGAAGCAUCAUUACCGGCCUUGUCAUUGAGAUCAUUGGCAAGCUCAUCCAGGGAACGACGUUCUCGCUGGGACAGUAUAUUGCUGGACGUGUGAUUGCUGGCGUGGGCAAUGGCUUCCUCGCCUCGACAAUCCCCGCGUGGCAGGCGGAGUGUCUCAAGACUCAUCGCCGUGGCACUCUGCUGUUGGUCUCCUUUGGCUCUUGCAUCACCCUCGGUGUUGCCAUUGCCUAUUGGGUGGUCUACGCAUUUGCCUUCACCCAGCCCAGCUCGAUUGCCUGGAGAUUCCCCAUCCUCUUCUCACUCUUCUUCGUCUUGCCUGCCCUCCUCAUCGUCAUCUGGAUGCCCGAGAGCCCGCGAUGGCUCUUGUUGCAGGCCCGCGAGAAGGAGGCGAUCCGGGUCUUGUCUGCGUUGAACGAGUUGCCGGAAGACCACGAGGACAUCCGCCGAGAGAUUCUGCAGAUCAAGUACGCCGUGAAGCACAUGGCCAGCACAUCGGCCACCGGCGCCUUCUCCAACGGCGAAUAUCGCUACCUGCAUCGCGUCCUGCUCGCCGUGCUCUUGCAAAUUAUGCAGCAGUUCACGGGAGUCAAUCUGUUCAUCCAGUACUUGGGUAUCAUGUUCUGGCAGCAGUUACACUAUCGACCCUUCAUCUCCAUGGCCCUGGCCGGCGCCUGCUCCACUGUCUUCUUCAUCGCUUCCCUGCUGGCUGUCAUCUUGAUCGACCGCUACUGGGGCCGACGGACGUUGACCAUCUUUGGCGCCUCUGGCAUGCUUGGCUGCAUGAUCAUCUUGACCAUUACGGCUUACAUCGGAGAUCAGGGCAAUGAUCGUGGAUUCCUGGCCAUGACUGCCUUCCUUUUCCUCUAUGUCUGCUUCUUCUCCGUUGGUUGGCAAGGCAUGAGCUGGAUGUGGUCCGUCGAAUUGAUCCCAUUGAGCAUCCGCGGACCAGCGAAUGCUCUGUCGACUGCCGCCAACUGGCUGGCAAACUUCGUCGUCGUCAUCAGCGGCCCCGAGCUCCUCCUCUACUCCAAAUGGAGAACAUACAUCAUGUACGCCGUGUUCAACGCCGCCAUCAUCCCGACCAUCUAUUUCUUCUACCCCGAAACCGGCGGACGAUCGCUGGAAGAAGUCGAUCUGGUGUUCAAGCAGGCCAACGACCGAGGCCAGCCUUGGUUCACAGUGGUCAAGGCGGCGCGGGAAGAGCCCAAGUGGUUCGAUCGAAACGGCGAUCCCACCGACUCGUUCGGCGGCUCGUCCGAGAAGGGCGACUUGGAUUUCGACAAGGUGCAGAGCUCGUCCAACGAGAUCAGCCCCGACUCCAACUACCGUGCUACUCGCCAGUCGACGUCUCGAGAAGCACGUGACGUGGAUGGCGAGCACUCCGCUCCCGCCCCAUCAGUCAGGCGAACGCAUUCGAGCGAGAGAAGCGCUCGGUCCCGAUCGCGUGGAUGA
This is a messenger RNA of Neohortaea acidophila, 1740 nucleotides long. Its product is annotated as sugar transporter family protein. Gene Ontology annotation, cellular component: membrane. The coding region runs from base 1 to 1740 and encodes 579 amino acids. Lineage: Eukaryota; Fungi; Ascomycota; Dothideomycetes; Mycosphaerellales; Teratosphaeriaceae. Gene Ontology annotation, molecular function: carbohydrate:proton symporter activity. The transcript has 3 exons. Gene Ontology annotation, biological process: carbohydrate transport; transmembrane transport. The record is from RefSeq and is a predicted model, not a curated record.